Messenger RNA from Pollicipes pollicipes, 1649 nucleotides. RefSeq names its product death-associated protein kinase related-like. Gene Ontology annotation, molecular function: ATP binding; protein serine/threonine kinase activity. Gene Ontology annotation, biological process: protein phosphorylation; positive regulation of apoptotic process; intracellular signal transduction. Lineage: Eukaryota; Metazoa; Arthropoda; Thecostraca; Pollicipedomorpha; Pollicipedidae. Gene Ontology annotation, cellular component: nucleus. The record is from RefSeq and is a predicted model, not a curated record.
UAACAAUUAACAAGACUCAUGAUGUAUGAAAUAGGAGUUGAAGCUAUUGUCCAGACUUCAUAACUGUAAUUCAGUUGUUAAGUUUAUUGUUGGAAUCAAUAAAGAACACCUUCCGUUUCUCACCACAGGUACUGCUCAUUUUCAGACCAUGCAUCUAACCAAGUGGAUUAUGAUCAAACUGUAAGGGCAUUCAGUUGCAAACAUAUGUAACCAUGUCUGGUGAGCAGUACAAAGGAUUGGUAAAGCUGUCUGACCACAGUCAACAAACACUGAUCAAGAAAUGUCGAAUCCAUGAUGUGUAUGAAGUGGAACAUGCACCUUUUGCAAGGGGCAAGUUCGCGACCGUGCGCAAGUCGACGCACCGCGUGUCGGGCGUCACGUUCGCCGCCAAGUUCGUGCGGCGGCGGCGGCGCGCCUCCGAGGUGCUGCACGAGAUCCUGCACGAGGUGGCCAUCCUGAGCUGGCGCGCGCCGCCGGCCGCCAGCCGGGCCAGCGAGCGCAUCGUGCGCCUGCACGAGGUGUUCGAGACGCCCACCGAGACGGCGCUCGUGCUCGAGAUGGUGCCGGGCGGCGAGCUGCAGCGGCUGGUGGACUGGGACGAGACCAUCGCCGAGCCGGAGGCGCGCCGCAUGCUGCGUCAAGUGCUCGAGGCGGUCGUCUUCCUCCAUGAGGAUAUCGCCCAUCUGGACCUCAAGCCUCAGAACAUCCUGUUGACGGGGCCGUUCCCCGGCUGUGACGUCAAGCUGUGCGACUUCGGCAUCUCGCGUCUGAUCGAGCCGGGCGUGGAGGUGCGCGAGGUGCUGGGCACGCCCGACUACGUGGCGCCCGAAGUGCUGCAGUACGAGCCCAUCAGUCUGCUGACCGACAUGUGGUCAAUCGGAGUGUUGGCGUACGUGCUGCUCUCCGGCCACUCGCCGUUCGGCGGCGACACCAAGCAGGAGACGUUCUGCAACAUCGCUCAGGGCCAGCUGGACUUCCCCGAGGAGCUGUUCGCCGACACGUCGCAGGCGGCGCUCGACUUCAUGACCGCCCUGUUGCUGGUCGAGCCCAGUGAGCGUCUGUCAGCGCGCACCAGCCUGCAGCACGCCUGGCUGACGCCGCCGCCGAGCGCUCCGCCAGCGCCGGCGCCGGCGCCCCACCUGCACCAGGUCAUCAUCAAACGCUCCGGCCGCGACGGCGACCCGGCCUCCUUCCCCAGCAAGGUGCUGGUGCUCGACAAGAACGUGAUGUGCUGACGGCCGGGCCGCCGCCCGACACGCCCGCGUCUAGUCUGCACUGUGUCCGCGCAGCAGAGCCGCGCCGCCACCGGUCGGCGCUCCACGGCGGGCACUCCGCUGCUGCCGGCGCUGCUGCCGGCGCCGGCCGUCCUGGGCAUGGCCGGUUGUGCCGCCGAGUCCGGCGGUAGAGGAGCGAGCCGCUGGCGGUGCCGCUCGACGUUGCGCCCCAGUCGGCGCCAGAUCUGUAUUAUCUAGUUACGCACGGCCCCGGCCGCGUUUUGUCGGCCCCUGGCCGUGACAUUCUCACUGUUAGUUUGCACGGAUUUCUCCACGCUUGUGUUAGAUUCAGGAGUAUGUUGCAACUCAGAUCGCGGGAGUUAGAUAGCUGGCAGCCGACCAGCGAGUGCGUGAUCAGCUGCCGGCGUGCCGAGG